Cyphellophora europaea CBS 101466 is the source of this 1551-nucleotide messenger RNA. RefSeq lists its product as uncharacterized. The transcript has a single exon. The record is from RefSeq and is a predicted model, not a curated record. NCBI's taxonomy places the organism in Eukaryota, Fungi, Ascomycota, Eurotiomycetes, Chaetothyriales, Cyphellophoraceae. Bases 1 to 1551 code for a protein of 516 amino acids.
AUGGCGUCCGACGAAACUCUCCUAGCCAAUGCACCCAUUACACCUGCACACAAAUUCGCCUGGCGCGCCUUCCGCGGCUUCGUCUACGGCUCCCCAGAGUCGCCCGGACACAAUGACACGGUACACACGACGCUGUUGCCUCAGCCUCUGUCUCCGAAACGCGUCAGCAUCGAUGCGCCGGUCAUAAACCUCAGCCCACAGAAGCGCAAGCGUGACGCGCAGGUUUCGCCCACGAAAUCCAUCUUACGUACCCCAGGUGCGCCGACGCCCCGCGCAAAGAGCUUACGAGAUGUGAACGUCAAAUUCAAGAGCAUCAGUCCAGAGAAUAGGAGGGGCGCGUCUAUAUCUAUUCCGAUCCCGCCGCCCGCAAUUGCGGAGCUGGAGCAGCAGGUGGACACUCUGUGGGAAGAGCUCGAGUUGUCGCUCGAAGCCGCUAAGAGCCACCAAUCACUGCCGGCACAGGCCCAGUCGCAGCCACAGGAAGAUGAUGCUCGCGCGGGGAAGUCCUCUGGAAAGCCGGCAAGAAGUGUGGUUGCGAAGGAAACAAAGAAUGGAGACGAUCCCUUGCGGGCGGUGGGUCUGGACGAGGAGACGGAGGCGUACGCGCGGAGGACAGAAAGGGAGAUGAAGAGGCUGUUAAAGCAGCAUAAGAGGCUCAAAAGCUAUGCACAGAGGAUGGAUGAGCGCAAUGUGGAGUUGCAGGCAAUGGUCGAAGAAUUGCACAAGGAGAAUGCACGCUUGACCACAAGGUUGGCGAACGCUGAAGGUCCCGCGAAGAGUGCUGCUAUGGACGACUUGACAUUGAAGAGGAGGUCUGCCGAGCGAAGAAGCAACGCCUCCGUCGUGACAACUACGGGCAUCUCCAAAUCGCAAGCCAACGAGCAGGUGGCUGCGAAGUCUGUAGACACCAAUCUCUCGCGGACCGAGGCGUUCAAACGCUCUCUCCGUGGUAAGGAUCCAAGUUUCGAGAUCCAUGAAGACAAACCUCGCGACCAACCGAUAUGCACCAGAUCGGACCCUUCAGCGACACAAUCAGGGACAGCAGAGCGACCAGACCUCCUACCACCCAAGAAGCGCUCCUCGACGUCCGAACUCCAUUCACAAUCAAGCACAAAGACGGCGACAGAACCCUCACAAUUGCGACCAACGCGACCGUCCCAGAGCCUACGAGCAUCCAGCAGUGCCGUGCCACCCGCUCAAUCGCAAUCGGCACCUUCACAUCCUCCCCCUCAUGACCAGCGGCAACCUCCUCGCCACCAUUCCCAAACCUCACCCUUCUCCCUGACGGCGCUCGCCGCACAGCUGGAGCCUACGCCAGCCCCCAGACCCUCUUCCUCGACACGACUCCUCUCGUCAGCAACCCGCCAGCCAGGUCGAGCCAGCAAUAUCAACCUCGCUCCGGAGAAAGUGGCAGCGGCACGGCUACGGCUCGCGAAACGGAGCGAGGAGCGCAAGGCGAGCCAGACGCUGUAUAUGAUGGAGCGGGAUGUUGGGGGGAUGGGCGCUGGAAAGGGCGAGGAGGAGAGCGCAGUGGAUUGGGCUAAUGUCUGA